Messenger RNA from Centruroides sculpturatus (bark scorpion), 1162 nucleotides. RefSeq lists its product as uncharacterized. The transcript is spliced from 6 exons. Bases 20 to 1162 code for a protein of 380 amino acids. The record is from RefSeq and is a predicted model, not a curated record. NCBI's taxonomy places the organism in Eukaryota, Metazoa, Arthropoda, Arachnida, Scorpiones, Buthidae.
AUUUCCUGAUAGGGGACAUAUGGAGCAGGGAAGACCCCGUCCUUAUCCCCGGAUAACUCGACCCCAAACUCAAGAUCAAUACUGUUAUAGCUCCUCGGAAGAGGAGGAAGGUGAAAAUCCUAAACUUUAUUCAAGCGACAGAGAAAAAGAUGGUUCCUAUCUAAGAUCUAGAGGAGACUUGAAGAACGAUACAGGAACUUCCCCUAAAGAAUCAGAAGGACCCUUAUCCUCCCACACGCCCCACAAUCCCGACAAAGAAGUCGAACCCUCAACCCCUACGAAAUUCCGUCCCUGGGGUCAGCUGCUAGGUGGAGUGAACCUACGUCAGCAGUACUCUACCCUGCCGUUGUCCACCAGGUCAAGGGUCAAUAGAUCACGAAGGCACGCCGCCGGUCUUUCGUCGUCUUCUCAAUCCUCCGCAGAGGAGGACAAUUCGGAUGCUACCUUCACAGGAUCGGAGCUCGCUCUGGCACGUGACAGCACUUUAGUCCUUCAAAAUAGACGUUUACUGGACGGCUCAGCUGUGACUCCACCCGUUUUACCUCCUCGCACCAUGGGACGGACGGGCAAUAGGGGUGGCCCACCGAACAAUCCCAUCGGAGGAAGUACCAACAGUCAAGGACAAGACAUCGAUCAAGAUUUUGAACCGUCGUGUCUUGCCAGAACUCCUUCGGGUUCAUUGUUCAUUCCAGGUGAUUUGCCAAAAUGUUUGGGACCUUCUCAACAAAAAAGUGAUAUACCCCAUCAUCGUUCCCUCCAAGAUGAUAAAAAUAAUCCAGACAGAUGUCACCUGAGUUACACUCCGACAGCCCCCGUGCCUGUAGUACCCGUCCGUAACAAUGUUCGUCGUCCUGUAUCCAAUCAUUUUGCUCACUCCCGUUUUCAAUUCCGAAAGACGAUAUCCUCUCGUUGCAGCUGGAAAUGCGCGGCGAUAGCUUUCAUCUUUGUAUCACUCGCUCUUUUAACGGCUCUUGCCUAUUUUGUAGCUGUAGCAUUCCCUAGUUGGCGGUAUGCUAGCAAACAUCCCUGUCCUGUCGUGGUCGACGACAUAGAAUUAGCCGUAGGUGGAACGGAAGUUAAAAGUAAGUCCUCCAUUUUAAGUUUAAACACAGAUUUUCACUAUUAUUUCUCUUGUUUGAGAGAUAAGAAACGGCAAGAGUGA